AUGGUAAAGAACCAGCAGGAAGGAAGAUCAAUGGAAAGCGAAAGAGAAAGAGUGAUGGAGCUUUUAAAGAAAUUCAGGGCAAUAUGCAAGAAUCUUUUGCAGGAAAACAACAAAGAAUUCAAAAAAAAUUCUGAGUCUAUGAGAAUCGACAUCUUAGCAGCAAGAGAGGUGAAGAAAAUGGGAUCUCUCUACAUACAGAGAACAAAUUCCCCAGGCCCAAUUCCAGGAGUGGAAGUGGGGGACAAAUUUCUGUACAGAAUGGAGCUCAUUCUGGUAGGCCUGCACAGUAAUAUACAGAAAGGGAUAGAUUUCAUCUGCAAUGGCGCCGGGGAAAGAAUCGCGACGAGCGUGGUGGCUUCGGGAGGGUAUGCCAACGAAACCAGCGACCCGAACGUGCUGAUUUAUUGUGGACAGGGCGGGGACAUGGUUUCUGGGAUUCAACAUGAAGAUCAGAGCCUGAAAAGCCCUGGAAACUAUGCACUGAAGAACAGCAUUAGAGUGAAGAAUCCUGUGAGGGUAAUCCGAGGCACCAAGGAAAAGGCAGAAUGUUCGUUUAGAGGAGAUGCGACAACGUUUGUGUAUGAUGGGCUGUACGAGGUUGUGGGAUUGUGGAGAGACACCAGCUGCAAUGGCAAGUUGCUGUACAAGUUCAAGCUGGUGAGGAUUACUGAAUCAUCUUCAUCAGACACAGCAUAUAUAUGCUAG
Messenger RNA from Ipomoea triloba (trilobed morning glory), 705 nucleotides. Its product is annotated as histone-lysine N-methyltransferase, H3 lysine-9 specific SUVH5-like. The transcript has a single exon. NCBI's taxonomy places the organism in Eukaryota, Viridiplantae, Streptophyta, Magnoliopsida, Solanales, Convolvulaceae. The record is from RefSeq and is a predicted model, not a curated record. Bases 1 to 705 code for a protein of 234 amino acids.